AUGGCGUCUGUAGAGAGACAGAGAGAUAGGGAAACACCUCACAGCCUCUUAGGGGGUCGUCACCGGAGGAGACGCCAUCAGCAGGAAGAGUCAAUCGAGCUGCUGGAGGAGCUCGGCCUCCCCAAGGGCUUCCUGCCCCUCGAGGACAUCCAGGAGUUGGGGUACAACCGCCAGACAGGGUUCAUGUGGCUGGUGCAGGGGAAUAAGAAGGUGGAACACACCUUCAAGAAGAUCGAGCAGACCGUGUCGUACGCCGCUGAGGUGACGGCAUUCGCUGAGAUGGACAAGCUGAGGAAGAUCACCGGCAUGAAGACAAAGGAGCUGAUGCUCUUGCUCAGUGUCGUCGAGGUGUAUGUCCCUGAGGCCUCGCCGGAGAAGGUUACCUUUAAGACUGGCACUGGCCUAUCCGACACCUUCGAUGCCACUGCCUUUGCGCUGGAGAGUAAUUAG
Molecule: messenger RNA, 450 nt
Organism: Miscanthus lutarioriparius
Lineage: Eukaryota; Viridiplantae; Streptophyta; Magnoliopsida; Poales; Poaceae
Source: the annotation of a GenBank genome assembly